Haliotis rubra (blacklip abalone) is the source of this 1767-nucleotide messenger RNA. RefSeq names its product alpha-L-fucosidase-like. The transcript has 8 exons. Gene Ontology annotation, biological process: glycoside catabolic process; fucose metabolic process. Gene Ontology annotation, molecular function: alpha-L-fucosidase activity. Bases 61 to 1458 code for a protein of 465 amino acids. The record is from RefSeq and is a predicted model, not a curated record. Gene Ontology annotation, cellular component: lysosome. Lineage: Eukaryota; Metazoa; Mollusca; Gastropoda; Lepetellida; Haliotidae.
GUGUUAAAAUGCCAUCACACUUUGCAGCAGGAUCACAAACACAUCUAUCCCUCAUCAACAAUGGACACAAAGACGGUCGUCCUGAUAUUCUUAGCUUUCACGACAGCGGAUGGACGUUCAGCAAACAAGAAGCAGACUGAGAUUCGCUACGACCAGACUGAGAUUCGCUACGACCCCACAUGGGAGUCCCUAGAUUCUAGGCCAUUACCAACAUGGUAUGAUGAAGCCAAAAUUGGAGUCUUUGUGUCAUGGGGAGUCUUUUCUGUACCAAGUUUUGGAAACGAGUGGUUUUGGGAACGAUGGCAAGGGGACAAAAAUCCAAUGUAUGUGCAGUAUAUGCAGGACAACUAUAAACCUGACUUCACCUAUGCUGACUUCGCAAGAGACUUCACGGCAGAGUUCUACGAUGCUGAAGCUUGGGCUGAACUGUUUGCUGCUUCUGGGGCUAAAUACACUAUCUUUAUAACUAAACAUUGUGGAGGGUUUUGCAACUGGCCAACUAACGUCAGUUUUAACUGGAACUCAAUGAUGGUUGGCCCCAAGAGAGAUAUUGUUGGUGAGAUGGCGCAAGCACUGAAGUCAAAAACAGAUAUUCACCUUGGCCUGUACCACUCUAUGUACGAGUGGUUCCACCCUCUGUAUCUACAGGACAAGGCCAACAACUUCACAACCACCAAGUUUGCUGAGCAAAAGACUAUUCCUGAGCUAUACGAGCUUGUGAACACCUACAAACCCGACCUAUUGUGGUCUGAUGGUGACUGGAUGGCCCCAGAUACUUACUGGGGUUCCAAGGAGUUUUUAGCCUGGCUGUACAACGACAGCCCAGUGAAGGACAAUGUUAUCGUCAACGACAGAUGGGGGAAAGGGGACUCAUGUCACCAUGGGGGCUACUUGACGUGUACAGACAGGUACAAUCCAGGAGUACUUCAGCCAAGGAAGUGGGAGGGAGGAUUAACAAUUGACAAGAAAUCGUGGGGAUUUCGUCGAGAGGCUGUCCUAGAAGAUUAUCUGACCAUGGAUGAGAUUAUAGCACGGCUGGUUCAAAUAGUCAGCUGUGGAGGGAACCUGGCAAUCAAUGUCAGUCCAACCAAAUAUGGCAUGAUUAGUCCAAUCUUUGAGGAGAGACUGCGACAGUUGGGAGACUGGCUGAAGGUGAAUGGGGAGGCUAUCUACUCCUCCACACCUUGGACGGUCCAGAAUGACACAGUCACACCAGGAGUUUGGUACACACAGAGAGCUGGGACGGUGUACGCCAUUGUGCUCAACUGGCCACAACCAGGUCAACUCAUCCUUGGAUCAGCUUUGCCAAAAACUGGAAUGAAAGUCAGCCUCCUUGGCUACACUGAAGGCUCUUUCUCCUGGCAGAAUGCUUCACCAAAAGGAAUCAGUAUCACAAUCCCUCCAAUCCCUGUCAACCAGAUGCCAUGUCAGUGGGCAUGGGUCUUCGCCCUGACAUAACGGUUGGCAUAAGUACAGUUUUUAGCAUGGACAUAACCAUAUGAUUUAUCAUGGGGUGGGCCUUCAUAAUGUAAACAUUAGUUGAUAACGGGAUGCCCCCUUCAAAAUGACAUUAAAUGAUUGACAGCUGCAUAGUGGACCUUUACAAUAACAUAACUGGAUGGCAAUGAGAUGGCCAAUUAAUCGGAUGAACCUUCCACAUGAAAUGCUUGAUAAUAUGAUUGUCCAAAUAGAGAUGUAUGUCAUUUAACUAACAUUUUUGUAUUACAAAUAAUCAAUGUUCUCACAAUAAACAGAAUGUUGCUUUGA